AUGAAGGAAGGUUACGUUCCUUUGAUUUCCAAGUCCGCAGAAGAAGACGAAGCAUACUUGAAGAGUUUGCCACCAGGUUUUCGUUUCAGUCCAGAUGACGUUGUGCUCGUUGAUUAUUAUCUGAGGAGAAAAGUUUAUAAUCAACCACUGGCACCCCAUAGAAUUAAAGAUGUUCAACUUUACGCCUACGAUCCGGAUACUUUAACAGCGAUCAGUGAUAACGAAUCGUUUAAUGGGAAGGUAUCCGAAUGGUAUUUUUUCACAUCACGCGAUCGGAGGCAUCCGAAUGGCGCAAGACCUCAACGAGUAGCCGGCAAUGGAUUUUGGAAGGCAACUAUAGCCGAUAAAGAGAUUAGGGUUGGAAAGAAUGUCGUUGGAUUGAAGAAGACGUUGGUCUAUUAUUAUAAAAGAAAAUCAAGUCCUGAUCAGAAGACCAAUUGGAUCAUGCACGAGUAUGUAUUGAAGAAUCCUCCUACAAGAACAAGAAACGGUGCCGAUGACAAGCGGCUGGAUGAUUGGGUACUCUGUAGAGUGUACAAGAGGGAGAAGGGUGGAAGUUCAAAUCCCAAAACUCCGGUGGUGGUUAGUGAUGAAAACCAGCAAAUUGUAGCAGAUGAUGGGAAUGUGGUAACAACAACAACCCCAGUUGUUGAUGACCUCCAAUGGGUAAAUCAGCAGCAAUUUAAUUGUGGUAGCGUUGGAUCAACAGCAAUGCCACCAAUGUUAGAGAUACCACCUGCAGCUCAGUUUGGAUGGGGAAAUCCUCAAGAUUCAUAUACACAUCAACAGCAGCAGUUUAAUUGUGGUAACGUUGGAUCAACAGCAGUGCCACCAAUGUUAGAGAUACCACCUGCAGCUCAGUUUGGAUGGGGAAAUCUUCAAGAUUCAUAUACAAAUCAGCAGCAGCAGUUUCAAUUGGAAAAUCCUCAAGAUUUAUAUGCAGAUCAGCAGCAGCAGUUUCAAUGGGACAAUCCGGGAGAUUUAUAUAGAGAUCAGCAUCAGUUCCGGUCUCUUCACUUUGAGCCGCAAGUGUUACCCCCGAAGCAGCAGCAGCAGCUUUCCUAUGCCUAUCCAAGUAGCUUUGAUUUCACAGCAGCAGCAGUCGUAGCUAAGAGUGGAGCUGAAGUGGUGGAAAAUGGGAUUCCAUCUCCUGCUCCAUGUCAAGAAUUUGAUGUUUCUGCCUUCAACAUGGUGGGCCAUAGAAAACAGGUUUAA
This is a messenger RNA of Hibiscus syriacus, 1215 nucleotides long. Its product is annotated as NAC domain-containing protein 72-like. Gene Ontology annotation, biological process: regulation of DNA-templated transcription; system development. The transcript is spliced from 3 exons. Lineage: Eukaryota; Viridiplantae; Streptophyta; Magnoliopsida; Malvales; Malvaceae. The record is from RefSeq and is a predicted model, not a curated record. Bases 1 to 1215 code for a protein of 404 amino acids. Gene Ontology annotation, molecular function: DNA binding.